GUAGGUAACUGAGAAAACCACACUUCCUGAUUUGCCAAGAUGCCGCUGUGAUGUUUUUCCGGAUGAACAAAUUAGCAUUUUUCACGGUUUCACAGUUAAUCCUCAGCAACACCAUGGAGCCGCUUCCUCCGCGAUACAUCCUGAGUAUCCGAGACACUCAGACACACACGAGUGCGGAACUGGAUACGUGCUGUUUGUUCUGGGUUUAAUACAAUAAAAAACCCACCGCAGCAACGUUAAAACGGUGCCACUUGGUGAAUACGUCAAUGCAGUACACUACACAGAAUCCCCAUCCCAAUGGCACGGACACGUCAGAGGUGCUACCAGCCACUCUCACAUGUCCUAUGACCCACAACACUAACAGACCCAGCAUGGCCUGCUCCAGCAUAGGUCAUCCGUACACGUCAGCCCUGGAAUUGGAAAAGGCUGAUGACAUCUGGCAGUGUGUCAAGAAUAAGGUGGCUUCCGGUCUCGGUGGCCCCAAUGCGACGGCCGUGCCCCACCUGGGCGACGCCCAGAUGUUCCGUCCUCUCUGCGUGAUUGGAAAGCGCGUGGAGCGAUCGCUGUGCAUGCGUAAAGUCCGCAGCCUGUUCCCCCUUGGGCCCCUAGUUGACCUGCUGGACGACCCCAUCGGCUACCCAGAAGUCUCUCUGAAGGCGGACGGGCCGGCGCAACGCGACUUUCUCCACGAGGAGUUCCUGGACGGCGCGGGACGGGUGAGGGUGCAGGUCAGCCGCCUCAGUAAGGAGGUGGCGGUGUGUCCCGUGGCGCCACACAGACAGCUGGUACUCCGGGACAACCUGCCCUGGCUGGAGUCAGUGCACCGUCUUUACCUGGUGAGGGAGGCGUACUGUAGCUCUGACGCCAAGAUGCGUGUGCUGGGGAUGGGGAGGUGGAUGGAGCUGAGCCUGGGGCCCCACACUCCUCUGGCCUUCUCCUGCGUCAGGCUGUCAGUCUCCCCCUCGGGCCUGGUAAUAGUAUGUGACGGCUGGGAGGGAAGCUACCUGCACCCCAAGUCCAGGUGGGCCAAGUUCCAAUCCCAGGACUACACGUCUCUAGCAGCAGAGAGACGACCGUCCAAGGUGAUGGGCUUGCUCUCCCAGUUUGCUUUGGGUUCAUCCCACCCCUCCACCCUCUCUCUGCCCACUUUGGCCCUCCUGUCGGGCCCAGAACCCAGUAAGGAUGACCUUCACCAGGUUGCAGAGUGCCAGCAAGAGCAGGAGAUCUCCACGCAGGUUCUGUUGCCUGAAGAGUACAAAGAGUAGGGGAGGAGGAGCUGAGGAUGAGGAGUAAGGGGGUGCUGAGAGGGAGGACAGGGAGGAGGGGGCUGAAUGGGAGCGAUAUCAGGAGUGUCAGGUGAAGACACUGGCCUCUUGGGGGUAAAAAAACAAUGGAAUAUAAUUGACUGAUGAACAGCUCUAUAUUCCAUCCUGGGUGUAAUUACUGAGUGCAAUUACAUUAUUAUCUGUUGUCUGUGGCAAUACAGAAAAAAUGUUUGUUGUGCAAUUCAAAGGACAACCUUUUUGAGAGGGAACACAU
Messenger RNA from Esox lucius (northern pike), 1539 nucleotides. RefSeq lists its product as uncharacterized. The coding region runs from base 267 to 1265 and encodes 332 amino acids. The record is from RefSeq and is a predicted model, not a curated record. NCBI's taxonomy places the organism in Eukaryota, Metazoa, Chordata, Actinopteri, Esociformes, Esocidae. The transcript is spliced from 5 exons.